UGGCCGGACAGCCUCUCCUGGGCCCUGCAGCGUGAGCCUGUGGUGUUUGCCCACGACCGUAACUUGCCCGUGUGGAAAGGGACCUGCUUUACUGCCUCGUGCUUCUGGCGUGAGUCAGCUGAGCUUCAGGGGAAGGAGAAAGAGCGGGACGAUCGCUCGGGUUGUGACUUGAACUUCGCUGCAGAAAUUCCUCAUAAUGGCUCCCUGCCAAAUGCAGCAUGAGUUAAUGGAUUUGAAUGGUAGCUGUCUUAAUCGAUGUACUUGCCUGCUUACCACAUGAGGAAAAGCAGCACUCGUGAGUGAUUUGGUUAUUUGUCAUGUGUCUACAUUUGUUCAUGCUUUGUCUCUGAGCUCUAUUUGACUGAAUACAGAAAGGGACAAUGACAUUAUUUGUUUACAAAUAGAGGUAGUGCUUCCUUCAUAUUUGCACAGCUGCACCUGCUAUAUAUCAUAAUGGCUUUCUGGGAUAGGAUUUGAAGGUAUGAUGUUAAUGCAUCAGCUGACACUGCCUGAAAUGCAGAGACCUCUAAAUGAAUUCACUGAUGCGUGCAAAUAAAACUCCUUCAAUCUUGAUUUGAACAAGGUAGGUGCCCUUGAAGAGUUCUCGUACUUAUUGCUGGGCCUUCUCUGGAUGCUUUGGCUGACAGUCAUGAAACUGCUUUUUUCACACGGCUGCUUAAUCCCCUUGUUAGAGUUUUAAGGAAAAGCCUAAGCUAAACUACAUCUAAAGCCUCUAACUCUCAAAACAUGUAUGAUGUGUUAACCUCUCCAGUGACUUGAUUAUUUUGCUUUAACUUCCUUCCUCAGUUCUUCUGUGGCCAGGUCAUAAGAUAUUCUUAGACUGUAGUGCAGAAAUACUGACCUGCCUUUGAAUAAGUGAGCAUUACUACUGGAAGUGUUUGUAACAUGACAGUCCUGAGCUCACUGUGGUGUUUCUAAUCCUGUCGAAAAUAUAAUAUAGACCUACCCUUAGACUGCUCAUAAAUGGUAGGUACUGUUUUGGGUUUUUUGACUAAAAUAUUGUGCAUAUCUAUAAUUCUCUGUAAAUACCAUGGAAAACAGAUCCAGCAGUUUUAUCUGUGUAAAUUUCUGAUUUCUAAGCAUGUGUUUCUAUUAAGUUUCUUUUUACCUGGUACUGCUGCAAUGGCUUAGCCUGGAUUACCUCCUGAGCAUUAAACUGCCUGGACUGUGGAAGAGGGUAACAAACAAACAGGGGGAAGAAAACCAAAAGAUGCCUAAUAUCCAGAAGAUUUGGCCCAUUAUGCUGAAGAAAACACAAAGGCUGAGACUUGGAGAGAGGACACAACUGUGAGAAGUCUAAUGCCAGAGCACCAGGAAUGGGCAAGGUGGAAUAUAUGUUAGUAAAAUUUGACCAUGAGAAUAAGAAGGUACGCUUGGUGCUAUGUGGUGAAGAAGUUCUUCAAACACUGCAAGACAAGGGGGAAAAGGUAAACCCCAAUCACCCAACACUGUGGCGACCAGAGUAUGGAAGCUAUAUGAUUGAAGGGACACCUGGACAGCCAUAUGGGGGAACGAUGUCUGAAUUUAAUACCGUACAAGACAACAUGAGGAAAAGAAGGCAAGAGGCUGCUUCUGUGCUUAAAGAAAAUGAGGCUGUUUGCACUGUGACGUCAUUUCCAAGGUUAGGGUGUCCUGGAUUUACACUGCCAGAAUGUGAGCCAACACCAGUAGAAGGAGGAGCAUCAAAAUCCCUGUUUUUUCCAGAUGAAGCCAUCAAUAAACAUCCUAGAUUCAGUACACUGACCAGAAAUAUUCGGCACCGAAGAGGAGAGAAGGUCGUGAUAAAUGUACCAAUAUUUAAAGAUAAGAACACGCCAUCACCAUUUAUAGAAACAUUUCCUAAUGAUGAUGGAGAAGCAGCAAAAGCGGCUAAACCAGACUAUAUAUAUAUGGAUGCUAUGGGUUUUGGAAUGGGAAACUGCUGUCUUCAGGUAACAUUCCAGGCUUGCAGCAUUUCUGAAGCAAGAUACCUCUAUGAUCAGCUAGCCACAAUCUGUCCAAUUGUGAUGGCGUUGAGUGCUGCAUCUCCGUUCUACAGAGGCUAUGUGUCUGAUAUUGAUUGUCGCUGGGGAGUAAUCUCUGCAUCUGUAGAUGAUCGAACACGAGAAGAGAGGGGGCUAGAGCCACUGAAGAACAACCAUUAUAGAAUCAGUAAAUCCAGAUAUGAUUCCAUAGACAGUUAUCUAUCUGAAUGUGGUGAGAAAUACAAUGACAUUGAUUUGACAAUAGACAAAGAUAUCUACGAGCACCUGAUAAAGGAAGGUAUUGAUCACCUUUUGGCACAGCAUAUUGCACACUUGUUCAUUCGAGACCCAUUGACUUUAUUUGAGGAGAAAAUACACCUAGAUGAUGCGAAUGAAUCUGACCAUUUUGAGAAUAUUCAGUCUACAAACUGGCAAACAAUGAGAUUUAAACCACCUCCUCCAAAUUCGGAUAUUGGAUGGCGAGUGGAAUUCAGGCCUAUGGAGGUCCAGUUAACAGACUUUGAAAACUCUGCUUAUGUUGUGUUUGUGGUAUUGCUUACCAGAGUGAUUCUGUCGUACAAACUAGAUUUCCUCAUUCCUUUGUCCAAGGUGGACGAAAACAUGAAGGUGGCCCAGAAAAGAGAUGCUGUCCGUCAGGGGAUGUUUUACUUCAGGAAGGAUAUUUGUAAAGGUGGAAAUGCUGUUGUGGAUGGAUGUGGCUCUGCACAGAAUGGCACAGGCACAGACACGGAAGAGUACGCCCUAAUGAGCAUUGAUACAAUUAUCAAUGGGAAGGAAGGAUUCUUUCCUGGUUUGAUCCCAAUUUUGAAUUCUUAUCUUGAAAACAUGGAAGUGGAUGUGGACACAAGAUGCACCAUCCUAAACUACCUGAAGUUAAUAAAAAAGAGAGCAUCUGGAGAGUUAAUGACAGUUGCCCGAUGGAUGAGGGAAUUUAUCGCACAGCAUCCAGACUACAAGCAAGACAGCGUGAUAACUGAUGAAAUGAAUUAUAGCCUUAUCUGGAAAUGCAACCAAAUUGCACAAGGCCAGGCAGAGUGUCCUGAACUGUUGGGAGUAGGAUUUAACAAGAAACCAAGUGGAAACAAAACUGACUCUUUGUAAUGAAUGUGUCUUACACAGUAGAAAGUUUUAAGCAUUUUAGCAAAGCACUAGCAAUGGUACUGUGAAUCUGGUACAGUUUCAUGGUGUGAAGACCAAAACAGGUGAUACUGCACUAUAAAAUGGGCCAAUCUGCCUAAUUCAUUUAAGGCGUCCUAAAGUGGGCAUAUUCUUUAUUGUUAAGGUUUAUACAAUGUACAUGUAAAUAGUAAAAUAUUUUUAUGAUUAACAUCAAUGUAUUUUAAUAACAUUGUAUCUAAAGUUAUUGUGAAUUAGCUUGUAACUUUUUUAUGCUUAUUCUAGAAAGAAAAAAUUGUUCUGAACAGCUUUGUAAAUGUAAUGGUACUUGUAUAUUAUAUGCAUUCCAGUUACUGAAUGUUUACUGUAAUUUUUCUAACCUGGAAUGUGCUAAGUAAUCUACCUUAUUGUAAAAAAAACAAACAAACUUUCUGGACCUACCUGAUUCAUAGAGACUUCUCCUUCCAUUCUGGUUUUGAAAGUGUAUAAGAAUAUAUAAAUGCAUGUGCAUUCUAUUUGUUGAUCUUUACAGCAAUUUCUCGGUUGUCACAAGACCUGCAUUGGGGAGGAGUUGGGAGGAACUGGUCUGUCUUCAUUCAGAUAACACAGGUGUGUCUGUUGUCUGAUAACUGUAGUCUUAGGAAAGGGCUGCCAUAUUCUUAUGUGACCUGCAUUCCUGCAUAAAAAGACUAACAUAAAUGUAUCCUCUCCCAGAUGCAUGGUUGUUCUUUUCCCCCUCUCAAGUAAAUUUGUGCACUAUCAUAGUUCAAAAACUUGCCCAAGUAGUGUGUGAUUUUAAAAAGGCGGUAAGGGGAGAAGGUGGAGAAAGAGGAGGAAAUGAGAGCUGAAACAAGGAUCUCUUUACAAAGGAACCAGAGACUCCUGCUCUGUUUUGUGGCACUCCUUAACUGCUGUUUUGCCCCCCCUAUUGCUGCUAUUUAGUCAAUAAUGACCGCAGCACAAAACCAAGGACCUGCUGAUGCUUUCAGGUUGAAUCUCUCCUUUGUCCCUCAUUAUUACAAGUAUUUUUGUCAGCAUGUUUAUUUCCUAUAAAGUACUUGAUGUAGAGAGCUGAGAUGCCUCUAUAGCUGUAAGUAUGGGUGACUUAAUCCCCUCUAUAAAAUUAAUCAUGAAGUGCACUAAUCCUUUGAAUUGGGAGUCGGUGCUGGGAGUGAUUGCUAAGUAUUUAAAACUUAGCCAUUGCAACUGUAAAUAAGGCAAACUUAUGGGGCCUUUUUAAUUUAGCUUCUUAACUGGCUUCAAAAAAUGAUUUGUGUUAUGGGUAGAUUAUGCAAAGCUUCAUGCAAGCAUAAAUAAGUAUCUAAGAUGUAAUAAUUUUUAAAAAGAACUAAUGGAGAAACUGCAGGGAAGGUGCACUAGAAAGAAGCUUUUAUGUACUGACAUUAGAAUUUGUGCUGUGUUCCCAGGUGUGCGUUAGAGAAUAAAAGAAUGCUUUUUUCUGCUGUGGUGGAUUUGUUUUAAUCAAGCUGUAAAUGGCAGUCAUAUACUAAUUUAGUUUCUGGAAUAAGGAAAUGAAAAAUAAAAUUUGCAGUAUGUGUUGGUCA
Messenger RNA from Dromaius novaehollandiae (emu), 4687 nucleotides. RefSeq names its product glutamate-cysteine ligase catalytic subunit (gene GCLC). Gene Ontology annotation, molecular function: glutamate-cysteine ligase activity. Gene Ontology annotation, biological process: glutathione biosynthetic process. NCBI's taxonomy places the organism in Eukaryota, Metazoa, Chordata, Aves, Casuariiformes, Dromaiidae. Gene Ontology annotation, cellular component: glutamate-cysteine ligase complex. The transcript is spliced from 17 exons. Bases 1338 to 3107 code for a protein of 589 amino acids. The record is from RefSeq and is a predicted model, not a curated record.